This is a messenger RNA of Metarhizium brunneum ARSEF 3297, 381 nucleotides long. The record is from RefSeq and is a predicted model, not a curated record. Lineage: Eukaryota; Fungi; Ascomycota; Sordariomycetes; Hypocreales; Clavicipitaceae.
AUGAAGCUUUUCUCAACCAGUCUUGUAGCUGUGUCAGCCCUCGCUGGCUUCUCCUAUGCAUGGGACGUAACGAGCUACCGUUACAUCAGCGACUGCCGAGUCCACGACGACGGCGCAUACAGGUACUACGAAGGCAGCGACUCCAAAACGUGCCACAACCUCGCUGGGGGCGACUCGGGCGCGAGCUGCACCCAGUACACCAACGGCGGCGAUCACCACGCCAACUGUGACGGUAACAUGGUUGUACCGGGAAGCAUAUACGUGGGUGGUGACACUCGCUGUGCUUUCUUCACGGAUACCAACUGCAGGGGAACGCGUAGGGAGGGAAGCAACAGGGUUUGUGUUAGCGGAGCAUUCAAGUCUUUUGCCUGCAACAUUUGA